AUGUUCCACCGCGAUGCUGGGGGAGACCAGGACUCGGACUCGGACAGCGACCUGUCUCUGGACGAAGAGCGCAGCCUCUCCAUCCCGUCCUCGGAGAGCGAGGAGAACGUGCGCCUGCGCGGCCGCUUCCCGCGCCACUUCAAGCGGGCGGCGCACAGCGAACGCCUCCUCACCGACCCUGCCAACACCACGCCCAAAGACGUGGAUGGUAACGACCUCAUGUCGUACUGGCCGGCGCUGGGCGAGUGCGAGGUUCACCCCUGCUCCCUGCAGAAGUGGGGCUCUGAGCGGAAGCUGGGAUUCGACAUCAACAAGGAUGCAGCCAACAACAAUCAGCCAGACCUGGCCUUGACCAGCGGGGAUGAGAACUCCCUCACCCAGACACAACGGCAAAGAAAAGGGAUUUUGAAGAACCGUCUCCAGUACCCUCCAGCUCUCCAAGGCCUGCCGUCUGUUGGCAGGAUGACCAACGAGCUGACAUGGUACAAGACCUCCACACUAGGUCACAGGGCUGUCCCUGCCGCCUCCUACGGCAGGAUAUACUCUGGGGCAGGCAGCCUGUCUCAGCCAGCCAGCCGGUACUCGUCACGGGAGCAGCUUGACAUGCUGAUGAGGAGACAGAUGUCCCGGGAGCAGCUGAGCAGACACAACUCAGGAGAGUGCUUGGAAGCUGUGCCCAGCCAGCAUGGGUCCAGGGAGGAGCUUGACACUAUCCUCAGUAGGCAUGGCUCCACUGAACACCUGGAAAGUAUCCCGAGCAGACACAGAUCUAGGGAAAACUUGGAUCUACUUGCUGCUAGGCCCAGUCAGAGAGAUCAUGGGAACACGCUGCCCCGGAGGCAGGGCUCUAGAGACCACCUGGACACUUUACCCUGCAGAUUUGGAUCAAGAGAUCAGCUAGACUGUGGGCUGGCAAGAGAGGUCUCUAGAGAGUGGCUAAACACAUUGCCAA
This is a messenger RNA of Merops nubicus (carmine bee-eater), 952 nucleotides long. Its product is annotated as cadherin EGF LAG seven-pass G-type receptor 3-like. The transcript has 4 exons. NCBI's taxonomy places the organism in Eukaryota, Metazoa, Chordata, Aves, Coraciiformes, Meropidae. The annotation marks the transcript as partial. The record is from RefSeq and is a predicted model, not a curated record.